AUGGUGCUGAAUUUUCUGAUGGCCACUUCGGCUAUAAAAUCAACUAUGAGCUUAAUAAGUGGAGGCUUAUUAGUUGUGCCAUUGCUGAUGGGAGCGUUAUCUUACUAUCGAUAUGAAUCGCUGGAUCCUGAGUCUCGAGUAAUUGAUCAAGAACAUAUUUUACCCAGAUAUGAUUUCAUUGUUGUUGGCGGAGGCUCAGCUGGUGCAGUGGUGGCUUCCAGAUUAAGCGAAAUCAAUCGUUGGAAUGUUUUACUCAUUGAAGCUGGUCCUGAUGAAAAUGAAAUAAGUGAUGUCCCAUCUUUGUCAGCAUACUUACAGCUUAGUAAAUUAGACUGGCAAUAUAAAACUGAAUCGUUAAACUCCUCAUGUUUGGGAAUGCGUUUUAAUAGAUGUAAUUGGCCAAGGGGGAAAGUACUUGGUGGAUCAAGUGUUCUAAACUACAUGAUAUACGUUCGAGGAAAUGCAAAUGACUUUAAUUUGUGGGAGUCUUUGGGCAACCCCGGAUGGUCAUAUGAAGAAACAUUAAAGUACUUCAAAAAAUCUGAGGAUAAUAGAAAUCCAUAUCUUUUUAAAAGCAAAUAUCAUAGUACUGGUGGUCUGCUGACAAUCCAAGAGUCACCAUGGCACACACCUAUUGUUGCCGCAUUCAUUGAAGCCGGCUCAGAACUGGGUUAUGAAAAUAGAGAUAUAAAUGGAGAAAAACAAACAGGUUUCAUGAUAGCACAAGGAACAAUUCGAAGAGGAAGCAGAUGUAGCACAGCAAAAGCUUUUCUAAGGCCAGUAAGACUGCGUCCAAACAUUCAUUUUUCUUUGAACUCGUAUGUCACAAAGCUUGCAAUAGAUCCUUUAUCAAAAAGGGUGGAAGGCGUUCAUUUUAUUAAAAAUGGAAAGGCAUAUUUUGUAAAAGCUAAUAAAGAAGUGAUCUUAUCAGCGGGUGCACUAAACACUCCUCAAAUUUUAAUGUUGUCAGGCAUUGGUCCUUCUAAGCAUUUACAAAGUCUUGGCAUUCCACUAAUAAAUGAUCUCCAGGUAGGGGAAAAUUUGCAAGACCAUGUUGGAAUAGGUGGUUUGACUUUUGUCGUUGAUAAGCCCGUGACAAUUAUACAAGACCGUUUUCAGCCAACAGCUAUAACGUCUCAAUAUGUCCUGAAUGAACGAGGCCCCAUGACGUCCUUGGGAGGCUUAGAAGGCAUAGCAUUUGUAAAUACAAAGUACGCAAAUACAUCGAUGGACUGGCCGGACAUACAAUUUCACAUGGCACCCGCUAGUAUAAAUUCUGAUGGAGGAGCGAGGGUUAAAAAGAUAAUGGGUUUGAAGGAUUCGCUUUUUAAUCAAGUAUACGCACCUAUCGUUGGCAAAGAUAGUUGGACAAUCAUUCCAUUGCUCUUGCGACCACACUCGAGAGGAACGGUCAAGUUGAAAUCAAAAAAUCCAUUUGAUUAUCCUCUUUUUAAUCCAAAUUAUUUCCAUGACGAACGUGACAUUAAAACACUAGUCGAAGGUGGCAAAAUAGCUCUACAAGUUGCCAAUGCCAAUGUGUUCAAACAAUUCGGAUCUAGAGUGCAUACAAUACCUUUGCCGAAUUGCGCAAAAUUUCAGUUUAUGUCUGAGAAAUAUAUUGAAUGUCAUGCACGAACUAUUUCUAUGACUAUUUACCAUCCAGUUGGCACAGCAAAAAUGGGACCCAGCUGGGAUCCUGAUGCUGUCGUGGAUCCAAGAUUAAGGGUUUAUGGCAUAUCAGGAUUACGAGUCAUUGAUGCCUCAAUUAUGCCCACAAUUGUAUCAGGGAAUACUAAUGCUGCUGUAGUAAUGAUUGGAGAAAAGGGCGCGGAUAUGAUUAAGGAAGACUACGGAGUACCUACAUACUAAAAACGACGAAUGUUUUAAGAAGAAGCCAU
Molecule: messenger RNA, 1898 nt
Organism: Culicoides brevitarsis
Lineage: Eukaryota; Metazoa; Arthropoda; Insecta; Diptera; Ceratopogonidae
Product: glucose dehydrogenase [FAD, quinone]
Exons: 7
Coding region: 1-1869 (622 amino acids)
Molecular function (GO): oxidoreductase activity, acting on CH-OH group of donors; flavin adenine dinucleotide binding
Source: RefSeq, a predicted model, not a curated record